AUGAAUCCUGAAGUUCUCCUUGCUGCCAAAAACGGCGAUAAAAGUUUGAUUAGGAAUUUCUUUGACUCUAACCCUCGACAACUGAAGGAAGUUACUUUUGAAGGAAAUACUGCCCUGCACAUCGCUGCGAGGGAAGGCCAUUCGGAGCUGGUUGAAUGGAUUCUUCAAAAUGUGAAAGGCCUCUCUGGAGCUCGCAAUUCUGAUCUCAAUACGCCGCUGCACGAAGCUGCUAAGCGGGGAAAUGCUGAGAUAAUUCGUACUCUUCUCCGCUACAACGUGUGGCCAGCCGCUAAACGCAAUCAGUUUGGAGAGUCGGCUCUGUUAAUAGCUUCAGAGAAAGGUCAUGUGGAAGCAGUGAGGGCUUUGGUGGAAGCCACACCAGUAUAUAUCAUGCUCUGGCCAAGGGAGGACCACCAAACCUGUCUUCACGUUGCUGCCUACGGAGGAAGUUUAGAGAUAGUAAAGUUGAUACUUGAGAGGCACAGUUUCUGCAACAUUUUGCGUCUCAUUAUGAUUAGUCAUGAUAUCCAUGGUGCCACUCCAUUGCAUUCUGCUGUUCACCGAGGGAAUUUAAAUAUUGUGAGUGAAAUUGUAAAAUCAAAAUUACCUUGGUGGUGUUGUAUGAAAUGGUUUCACAUCAGUUUAAUGACAAAGAAGGAUAAGUUUGGAAGAUGUGCAAUACAUUUAGCAGCGAUCCAGGGCAAUAAAAAGAUGAUGGAGGAAUUCUUGUCAAUAAUGCCAGAUUGUAUUGAAAUUCGCAGUAAAGACCAUAAAACUGCUCUACACUUUGCUGUAGAACACAACCAAUCUGAGAUAGUGAAAAUGCUUCUCAAAGAAAUGGUAAAACUAGAAGAAAUGGUAAAGCAUGAUGACCGAGACAUCUCUGGCAAUACAUUGUUACACUUGGCAACCAUCAAUGGAGUGGAUCCAGAGCUUGUUCGAUACAUUUUACCAUUUCUAAAUGUGGACGCCAUUAAUAAUGAAGGACUUCGUGCAAUUGACGUAGCUACUCCUGCUACAUAUAGAGAUGAAUCUAAGUUUACCGAGAUAAGAAGGUUUAUAGAAGACCAAGGAGCAUCUCGAGAUGAAUCUAAGUUUACCGAGAUAAGAAGGAUUUUAGAAGACCAAGGAGCAUCUCGAAGUUCUGUAGGAAAUCCCAGAACACCUAAUUCAAUGGAUUUGAAACAAGGGAGCAACGUAAGUGAAAAAAUCAUGGAUAUGGACACCCUGGUGGCAUCACUCAUUGCCACCAUUACAUUUGCAGCUAUAUUUCAAAUACCAGGAGGAAUUGACGAUAAAGGUAGUGGAGCUGACGAUAAACAUAGUGCACCUGCCCCUGCACCUGGUGGAGAUGGAACUGGAGUUGCUCGGAUGGCAUUGGAAACUCUUUUUCAUGUGUUCUUGUUCUCUGAUAGCCUUGCCAUGUUUGCCUCCCUCACAGUUGUUAUUGCCUGGUUAUUCCGACAACGGUUACAAACAAAGAUUAAUGAAGAAGGUUCAGUAUUGGCCAAGCUAUCAGUUUUGAGCUUGGGUAUUUCCAUAGUCUCUACCGGACUUGCGUUCUUGACUGCAACCAUCCUGGUCACAGUACCUCGUCAUUUUAAAAAAAUGAAAGAUCGUGAUGAAUAUAACUUGUUGUUAUGGGGUGAGAUACUCACAGCUUUUGCUGCACCAGCAGUUUUUCUCAUUUUGCUGUCAAUUUUCUGGGCUAUUCAGUACAAUUUCAAUGCUACUGGGAAAAUCCGACAACGACUCAGGAUGCAGCUCAAAGAAGCUCUCAUCUAUAUAAUUCCACCUUUUGCUGUCGUAUUGGGAAUUACUUUUGGUUGUGUAUAUACCUAUUUUCCAGAAAGGACUAAAUAGUUGCCAAUAUAAUUCAGCUGUGAAAUUGGCCUUCCCACUUAAUGGCCUAUUGUAGAAGAUUUCAAAUGGUAGCCGCAUGCUAUUUGUCUUCGCCAGCUUCUUUGUAAUCUUAUUUACAUAGC
Molecule: messenger RNA, 1985 nt
Organism: Cryptomeria japonica (Japanese cedar)
Lineage: Eukaryota; Viridiplantae; Streptophyta; Pinopsida; Cupressales; Cupressaceae
Product: ankyrin repeat-containing protein At5g02620
Exons: 4
Coding region: 1-1863 (620 amino acids)
Cellular component (GO): plasma membrane
Molecular function (GO): protein phosphatase regulator activity; protein phosphatase 1 binding
Source: RefSeq, a predicted model, not a curated record